UUUCGUGCUAUACACCAUAUUGAAAACACUAUGAUUUAACUUUCUUUGAAUAGAUUCGCCUAAUAAAUUGUAACCCUUUAGCAAAUAAGUUUGUCAUUUAGUUCAUUAUAAUACAAUAAUAUUGCAUGACAUGUUACUUGCGCAUUUUCUGCAACAGACUAAAAUGAUAUUUCUGUUUUACUAGGACUAAACUUUGCAUUGCGUGGUGGGAAGGAACACCGCAGUCUGAGACUACACCAGAAUCCACAGAUUACAGGACCACAUACUGACCAGAACGGGCGCUGAUAUUUGCAGUACACAGAGGAUGUUUCUAAAACCAAUCCAGGAGGGAUCAAACAUCGUAAAAUGCAAAAGAAAAAUGUCCGUGCCUAUGAAAAUGUCGAACACCCAGAAAGAUGCUACCUUCGACUGAUUGAAAAAUACAAGUCUCUUUGUCCACCUUCUUCAACACGAGCAAACACUUUCUACUUCACUCCCUUGAAGAAGACGAAGGACAGAAAAUGGUAUCUUGAAUCGCCCAUGGGACACAAUACCAUACAGACAACAGUGAAGCGGAUCUGUACUAUGGCCGGAAUUACAGGGAAGAAAACCAAUCAUUCACUCCGGUCAACUGCUGCCGACCGGCUGUACGAAGCUAACAUCAGUGAGCAGCAGAUAUGUGAACAAACAGGAGUGAUGCAGUGAGGGUCUACAAACGGACGAGUGAUGAACAAAAGGCAAUGGCUUCAGAUGUGUUGGCUUGCAAAGUUCCAAAGAGCAAAGAAAAUUCCAAGAAGAACGUCGCAUCGACUGUGUCUGUCCCACCUUCUGAACCAGAGUCAAGCAUAACGGAAAGUCGCGGAAAUGUCACAAUGACCUUUAAUUUUCAUUAAAGAAAUCUGAUAAAUAGUUUGCCUUUUUUUUUUGUGAUCUGCAAAGACUUUCAAGCCUACUUGGGUGUUUUGGGACAAGGGUUCAUUCUCGUUAAAACCUGGGAAAGAGUUUUACUGAACUCCAGUAAAACCUCUUCCCAGGUUUUACUCUGGGAGUAAAACCUCGUUCCUGGUAUUGGUGCCUGUAGAAUGGACAAUGAGUUACAACGGCAGUUAUCAAAAUUAGGUUUAUAAGAGUCAACCUUUACCCAUGGGUGGUUUUGAGUGGAUCGAUGUGAAUGAUAUCGAUGUGAUAUCGAUCCCCACUGAUUCCAAUAAAGGAUACAUACUAGAAGUUGACUUGGAAUAUCCAACAGAGUUACACAAAGAUCAUAACAGU
Messenger RNA from Haliotis rufescens (red abalone), 1251 nucleotides. RefSeq lists its product as uncharacterized. Gene Ontology annotation, biological process: DNA recombination; DNA integration. The coding region runs from base 346 to 684 and encodes 112 amino acids. Gene Ontology annotation, molecular function: DNA binding. Lineage: Eukaryota; Metazoa; Mollusca; Gastropoda; Lepetellida; Haliotidae. The transcript has 3 exons. The record is from RefSeq and is a predicted model, not a curated record.